AUGAGUGAGCACGAACCUGUUGCAAUUACCAAAACUCGGAAAAGAAAUGGAGUUACACAAUAUUUUGUGAUAUAUUCUGAUACCAAAGACGGUAAAGGUCAAUGGGUUAAAGAAACGGAUUUAAAAUGUCAAAGUUUAAUAGAACAAUUCGAAGGAACAGAAAUAGACAAGAAGAAAGUAGCUAGAAAACCAAGUGCUACCCCACCACGACGCAUUCAAAAAAUCGCAGGAGCAAUGGAAAUUAAUAAUGAAAUUGUUUUUCUUGUUAAAUUUACUGAUUCAGAGAAUUUCGAAAAUGUUUCACACGCUGAUAUGAAAAGCAGAUACACAAAAUCUCUCUUGGCUUAUUAUGAACAACAUAUUUUCGUUGUUGAUGAAUAG
This is a messenger RNA of Trichomonas vaginalis G3, 381 nucleotides long. Its product is annotated as chromo domain-like family. Gene Ontology annotation, cellular component: nucleus. The transcript has a single exon. The record is from RefSeq and is a predicted model, not a curated record. Bases 1 to 381 code for a protein of 126 amino acids. Lineage: Eukaryota; Parabasalia; Trichomonadida; Trichomonadidae.